Molecule: messenger RNA, 240 nt
Organism: Acytostelium subglobosum LB1
Lineage: Eukaryota; Evosea; Eumycetozoa; Acytosteliales; Acytosteliaceae
Exons: 2
Coding region: 1-240 (79 amino acids)
Source: RefSeq, a predicted model, not a curated record
AUGACUCUUAUUGCCGCUAUGAAGAACAUGACACCAACUGCCUCGAUGGGUAUGUCCAAGUCAUCAAUUGCAAGCUCCUCGAUGAGCUAUGGAAUGCAGGGUGCCAACAGCAAUGCUGGUCUGCUCGAUGGUCUCACCGGUUGUCUCUCUAACCUCCAUGUCAACGUCAAUGCUGAUGUCGACCUCAACCUGCUCGGAUGUGAUCUCCUCACUGCCCACGUCUGUGUUACCAUCAACUAA